This is a messenger RNA of Didymodactylos carnosus, 1515 nucleotides long. The record is from the annotation of a GenBank genome assembly. Lineage: Eukaryota; Metazoa; Rotifera; Eurotatoria; Philodinida; Philodinidae.
AUGUCCACAUUAGAUAAAGAGUAUCUUAAUAUGGAAUCUUUUACAGUUCAAAUUGAAGAGCAAGACAAAGCAGGCACGAAUAAAAAUAAUGACGAGCAAAACACAGCAGACACGAAUAAAAAUGAUGAAGUGCACGAGAAAGCAGACACGAAUAAAAAUGAUGAAGUGCAAGACAAAGCAGGCAUGAAUAAAAAUGAUGAAGAGCAAAACACAGCCGGCACGAAUAAAAUUAAUGACGAGCAAAACACAGCAGACACGAAUAAAAAUGAUGAAAAGACUGAAAUUGAUGACAAUUUGUUGAUUGAUAUUGUUCCUCAAAUUCUUUCGACCGCCACUACUUUUUCAUCUUAUCCGUCUGACUUACAUUCUAUUGACAAAGUUAUUUCCGAUCUGCAACCAGAAAUACCAUUGUAUUGUAUACGACCAAAAGUUAUUGAAUCUGCUGCUAAUCUUUUUGUUUCAUCAUUUCCUGGCCGAGUGCUCUAUGCAGCUAAAUGUAAUACAGAUCCAUAUAUUUUACAAAUGCUAUGGCAAGGUGGAAUUCGUCAUUUUGAUUGUGCGUCAUUGGGAGAAAUUGAAUUAAUUUAUCGUCAUUUUCCUUUGGGAAAAAUUCAUUUUAUGCAUCCAUUAAAAACUAAAAAUUCAAUACGUAAAGCCUAUUUUGAUUAUGGUAUACGCGAUUUUUCACUUGAUAGUAUAGAAGAAUUAAAUAAAAUUAUUGAAGCAACUGCAAGUGGGAGUGAUCUUGGUCUUUUUAUUCGAGUAGAAUUACCAAAAGGAAUUGCGUUACAUGAUUUAUCGGGUAAAUAUGGUGCCAGUGUAAUAGAAUCAAUCAAUAUUUUACGUCAAGCUCGACCAAUUGCUAAACAAUUAGGUAUAUGUUUCCAUGUAGGUUCUCAAUGUUUAGAACCACAAUGUUAUGAACAUGCUUUUGCUAUUGUGAGUGAUAUUAUUAGCCAAGCUAAUGUUAAAAUUGACGUUAUUGAUGCUGGUGGCGGCUUUCCUGCAAGUUAUCCAGGCUCUAUACCGCCUUCUCUUGAUCUUUUUUUCCUUGCCAUUAAACGCGGUUUUGAUGCCUUAAAUUUACCUGAAGGAGCACUUUUAUGGUGUGAGCCUGGUCGUGCAUUAGUAUCUGCAGCAUGUUCGCUUGUAGUUAAAGUAAUGGCUCGCAAAAACCAUACACUGUAUAUAAAUGAUGGAAUAUACGGAAAUUUAGCUGAUGCUGGCCCAUUAUUGGAUUGGCGGUUUCCUGUGCGUCUUGUACGUCCAGACCAGUUAUCAACAACAAAAACAGAUGAAGAGAAAAACUUUACUUUUUAUGGACCGACUUGCGACAGUCUCGACUUUAUGGACGGUCCAUUUGUAUUGCCAAAUGAUGUUAAAGUUGAUGAUUACAUUGAAAUUGGUCAAUUUGGCGCCUAUAACUCGGCUUUUAGAACUUCGUUUAAUGGGUUUGGUGAAACUAUGACUGCUCUAGUAAAUGAUGAUCCUCUCAUGAUUACUCCAGGUUAUUAA